AUGAUCAAGGACAGCUCACUGUGGAAGGCAGCAGGAGUCAUGGAGGCUUGGGAGGAAGAGUCUCAAUGUGAGCGCCCUGGUUGUUGGGGAACCCGAAUCUCGGUCUGGCAGAUUAGCUAUAUGGAGCCAGGGGUCAGAAGGCAGUUCCACCUGCAGAUGGCAACCUACAAGCUGUUUGUGGCUACAGGCAACACUGACUAUGCUGGAACCAUGGACUAUGCUUAUGUGACAGUUAUUGGGAAGAGUGGGCAGAGUGAGAGAAAGUCAUUGAACAACCCAGGAAGAGACCAUUGCCGUGGAUGUGUUGAUGAGUAUGAUGUUUGUAGCAAAGUUCUACUUGAAGACAUCUGGUUUGUGGAGCUAGAGAAGUGCUUCUGGGUUGGUGAUGACUGGUUUUACUGCUACGUGGAGGUGAAGUGUCCUGAUGGGACUUGUAAGAUAUUCCCCUGCUACCGCUGGAUUGUAGGCAACAUGACGAUCAGGCUGCGAGAAAGUUCAGUUUCUUUAUGUCCAAGCAACUUCUCCAGUCCUAUAAAGGCUGGGACAAUCCAUAGUCCCUUGCAGUACAUUGAAUGUGCUCGUAGUGUGAUAAAACAGAAGCCUCACAAGAACAACCCCAUCUUCCUGCCUUCUGACCCUGAGCUUGACUGGCUUUUAGCAAAGAUGUGGGUUCGACAUGCUGAAUUUCAAGUCUAUGAGGCUCUAUCUCACCUUCUGCGCACACAUCUGGUCUGGGAGGUGUUUUGUAUAGCCACCAUGAGACAACUGCCUGCGGUCCACCCUGUUUAUAAGCUCCUAAUUCCCCAUAUGCGUGACACCUUGCAAAUCAACACUAAUGCCCGUUUAACUCUCAUUUCAGAGAACGGCAUCUUCAAACAGAUCACAUCCACAGGAGGGGAAGGGUUGGGCUUAUUGCUUCAGAAGGAGUGCCAAGAGAUUGAGUUCAUGUCUCUUCUGCCAAAAACUGAUUUUGAGAAACGAGGUGUGAGCCAACUGAAGAACUACUUCUACAGAGAUGACUGCCUAAAAUUAUGGGAGGCCAUUGAGAGUUUUGUGUCUGGUAUUGUGGAUCUCUUCUAUUCUUCUGACAAAGAUGUUAUGGAAGAUAAGGAGCUGCAGAACUGGAUUCAGGAUGUUGUUACAGAGGGCUUUAAGGAUCUUCCUAACUUUUUCUUGCCCAAAAACAUAGAAGAUAAAACAGGUCUUGUCACUAUCCUAGCAGGGGUCAUCUUUACAAGCUCUGCCCAACAUGCAGCAAUCAAUAAUGGACAGUAUGACUGGUGCUCAUGGGUGCCAAACACACCCUGCACUAUGCGCUGUCCCCCUCCCCCUCAAAAGGGUCCGACUAACAUGGAUUUGAUCAUAAAUACAUUCCCAAAUAUGCAAGAGUCUUGUUUACAGGUGACCAUCACAUGGGUCCUUAGUCUUGAACAGCCUACAGCAGUCUGGCUUGGUCAAUAUCCAGAAUUUUUUUUCACUGAGGAGACUGUCAGAGAUCAUAUUGAAAAAUUCCAAGAGGCACUCAAGAAGAUUGAAAAGUCAAUUGAUGAAAGGAAUGCAAACUGUCAGCUGAAAUAUGAGUACCUGAAUCCAAGAAAGAUUGAGAACAGUGUUGCUAUAUAA
Polypterus senegalus (gray bichir) is the source of this 1623-nucleotide messenger RNA. Its product is annotated as polyunsaturated fatty acid 5-lipoxygenase-like. The transcript is spliced from 11 exons. Lineage: Eukaryota; Metazoa; Chordata; Cladistia; Polypteriformes; Polypteridae. The record is from RefSeq and is a predicted model, not a curated record. Gene Ontology annotation, molecular function: arachidonate 15-lipoxygenase activity; protein binding; metal ion binding. The coding region runs from base 1 to 1623 and encodes 540 amino acids. Gene Ontology annotation, biological process: linoleic acid metabolic process; lipid oxidation.